AUGCGGACCCAAGUGUCGGCCUCACAGCAAAGAGGCCAGAAGUUGUAUCAAAAGGGGGACUUUAAGGGCGCGAUUGAGGCCUUUGGAGAGGCAUUGAGACAGCCCCUUGUGGAUAACAUUGGUAUUUGGGAUAAUCGAUCGGCUACAUACUGUAAGUUGGAGCAGUAUGACCAGGCACGACGCGAUGCAAAGCAAAUGAUCAAAACUGCCAAGGAUGACGAACGAGGAUACUUGCGAUGUGGCAAAGUCUUAAUCCUCGAAGGCAAGCCAGAGAAGGCUCUAGAGAUUUAUGCCUAUGGCUUGAAGAUGCUCCCGAGUGAGCAUCCACGACGGGGGAUGCUGGAACAACUACAUAAGAAAUUGGAGGAUCGCAUGCUCUUAAAUCGAUAUGACCCGUUCACAAUGCUACCACUGGAGAUUGCAGUAUUAGUGAUUCAGCAAUUUUCCUUCAAGCAGAUCGUGGGAAUACUACGCGUCUGCAAAGACUGGGAGCGAUUCUUUGGAUCCAUGACAAACCUGUGGAUGAAUAUCGAUCUUACUGGAGCCCGUAGCAAAGUCCCUUGGACUGCAAUCAGGUCCUACAUCCGGCGCUCUAAAGCAAUGCUUACACACGCCACUAUCAAAAAUUUAUCUGCAGCUUCAACACCGAAGACAUUGGAAUUUCUCAGCCGUUGUCCGCGCCUUGAACAUCUCGAGCUCUGGGUAUCCCACGACUGCAAAGACUUUUAUCAGAAAUUCAGAGGCAGCAAAAGACUGAAGAGCCUUGUCCUUUCAGCAGACCUGCCUGUCUCCAAUGACUAUUUUGGUAGAUUGCUAUCGGAUCUACCAAAACUUGAGCGCAUUGCAUUGUGGAAUAUAAGGAGCUCAACUAUGGAAUUCUACGAUUCCGGCCAAUGGCCCAAGAGUCUUCCAAAUUUGAAAAGCAUCACGUUGGCCUCGCGGCAAACCUUACCUCAGCCGACGGCGCAGCACAUGCCUGUGUUAACUGUGCCGGGGCUAUCGGAAAGCAGCGAACCUUCCGUUUACCCAAACUUGGAAGAAUUACGACUUGACUUUGACCCAGAAGUUCACAAAAUAUACACCUUCCCCAAUGGCCCAGAUCGUAAUCUACCCCCCCUCCGCCGACUAGAGCUCCGAGGGAAAACUAUCGAACAGGACUUUUGCACCCUUUUGCCAAACACCAUUGAAUAUCUCCAUAUCCAAGGCGGAUCAGCAAGGCGACCUACGUACCUCGACCUGCGAGAUGGGACACUCCCAAAUCUACACACGCUCAUCUUCAUAGAUACGGGAUUCAUCUCACCCCAAACACUUCCCGUCUUCAUCAACGACGCCCAGGCUCCGAUCAGAACGCUGUAUCUAAAUGAAUGUUUCUACCUCAAGAUCUACGAUCUCUUCGAUAUGAUUCAGAGCACGGAGGUACCGAACCGUGAGCUGGAGAAGAUGACGGAGCUCAGUGUUACGCAUAUGCGCGGUGUGGACGAUGUCGGGGCGCGUCGUAUUUUCACACUGCUUCUCGAGUUGAAAGUGCUCAACUUGUCCUACACGCAAAUCACGGGUGUGACUAUCCGCUUAUUUGCUGACGCACGCAGAUCUGAUUCUCUGGAGGGUGCUAAGCUCGAUCGACUGGUUGUUCGAGGCUGUGAGGGUGUCUCUUCGGAUGCUGUCGUCUACGGACGAGAGCGGGGGCUGGAGGUGAUUACUUGA
This is a messenger RNA of Penicillium brasilianum, 1704 nucleotides long. The record is from the annotation of a GenBank genome assembly. Lineage: Eukaryota; Fungi; Ascomycota; Eurotiomycetes; Eurotiales; Aspergillaceae.